This is a messenger RNA of Octodon degus (degu), 2184 nucleotides long. It is a transcript of the gene Upk3b, whose product is annotated as uroplakin 3B. NCBI's taxonomy places the organism in Eukaryota, Metazoa, Chordata, Mammalia, Rodentia, Octodontidae. The coding region runs from base 210 to 1046 and encodes 278 amino acids. The transcript has 6 exons. The record is from RefSeq and is a predicted model, not a curated record.
CACUGGCCCUCCCACACUGGAACCCACCCAGCCCCCUCUCAGUACUGGGCUGGGCCACAGGAGGAGUGGGGUGCUUGUGUACAGGUCUUUCCUGCCUUCCCUGGCAGCCUGACGAACCAGCUCCUCCAGGCCCAGGGGCUGGGGCAGGGUGCAGCCUGAGGCGGCCAGACCAGCCCCCUAGCUUCAAGUGCUCAGCCGUCACCGUGGUCAUGGGGCUUCCCUGGAGGCAGCCUCACCCUGGGCUGCUGUUCCUCUGGGUGCUGCUGUGGCUGCAGCCCAGCUUGUGCUUGGAGCUGGUCCCCUACACGCCGCAGAUCACAGCCUGGGACCUGGAAGGGAGGGUCACUGCCACCACGUUCUCCCUCGAGCAGCCCCGAUGCGUCUUUGAUGGGCAUGCUGGUGCCAGUGACACCAUCUGGCUGGUGGUGGCCUUCAGCAAUGGUGUGCGGUCCUCCAGGAACUUCCAAAACCCACGGAGCUUAGCCGAGAUCCCUGCUUCCCCACAGCUGCUGACUGACGGCCACUACAUGACUCUGCCCUUGUCCCCGGAUCGGCUGCCUUGUGAGGACCCGCGGGGUGGCAGUGGAGGGGUCCCCUUGCUCCGAGUGGGCAAUGACUUCAGCUGCCAACAGGAGCCCUACUGCAAUGCACCCCUCCCUGGCCCAGGGCCCUACAGUGUCAAGUUCCUCCUGAUGGAUGUCACUGGCUUUCCCAAGGCUGAGUCCAAGUGGUCGGACGCCAUUACGCUCUGCCAAGGGAAGGCCCCAGGUUCCAUUGACACUUGGCCGGGGCGUCGGAGCGGCUGCAUGGUUGUCAUCACCUCCAUCCUCUCCUGUCUGGCCGGCCUCCUUCUCCUGGCCUUCCUGGCAGCCUCCACCAUGCGCUUCUCCAGCCUGUGGUGGCCUGAGGAGGUCCCUGAGCAGCUGCGGAUCGGCUCCUUCAUGGGGAAGCGCUACAUGACCCACCAUAUCCCGCCCAGUGAGGCUGCCACACUGCCCGUGGGAUGUGAGCCAGGCCUGGACCCGCUCCCUAGCCUCAGCCCUUAGCCUGGCCCCUGUGCCCCAGGCCUCUCUGCAGGGCAUCCCAACUUCUUGGAGUGCCCUGGCUGUCCCCUGCCCCAGACUGUGCAUCCCACUCUGCCCCGUCCCCAUCCCUAUUCUGUUGACCUUCCUUGCGGCUGGGCCGGGAAGCAGUGGACCUGAUCACAAGGAGGAAACUGAGGCCCUGAGAUGACCCCUUGAUUGCUAUCCCCACUUGUGCUUUUAGGGUGCUUCAUCUCCCAAAUCAUAACUUCAGUGCCCACUCACUAACUUCAGGGCCAGCAGCUGCAACUAGACCCAGCCAUGCUCUAGAGGCCUGAGUAGGGGGUCGGGCUGGGCCCAUCCACAGCCUGUGAGGCCUGAGCCCCCCUCAUCUCACCCAAAAGCUGGGGCUGAGACGCAGACUUUAUGGGCAUCUCCAUCGUCCCUGGGUACUGGCUUUUCCUGGGGAGAAGGAAGGGGACUCAGAGGCAGAGUCAGGAAGUGUAGACAGACAUUAGGAUCAUCUAGUUACAGGUUCCGGCCACACGCGGAAGGCUCACGCCCUUCUGCUCACUCACAUUCACAUCCUCUGCUGAGCGCCUGGGGCUCAGGUGAGCUGGUCCUGACCUUGGGGUCUUCCUGCUCUGGAUCUUAGACAACCAUGUGUCCCAACGUGACCUCGUAUAGUUGCGGGUUUGUCACACCUUCACACUGUUCUUGCCUUCUAGCUCACACUCCCUCAAGGCAGUCGCUGCAGUGGGCUCUCUCGGGAUCAAGAGACUCCCAUCCCUGGAAAAGUCUCAGUGCCGAUCCCCCCCCUCCCCCCCGCCCCGUCCUCAAGGCCGGUAGUUCCCGCAUUGCCACGCGAGGGCGCCAGUGCAUCGCGGCUAGCCCGCUAUAGGCUCAUGCGCAUGCGGGCUCCUGCCCGUAGCUCCGCCCCCCUGCUUGAGGACCUACUGUGCUCCCUUCAAUACACACCUCCGCUGUGGUUUGCUAGAGAGGGAAACUGGAGUUCAGGGAAUGACUCACGUGCACACUUUGUCUAGCUAGCCACCCUGUGUCUCCUUGGACACCCUGCUUGCCCUCUUUGAAGGUAAAUAAAUGUGUCUGGGCCUCCUCUGUGACUGGAGUCGUGUAGCCCCGGGCUACCCUAAGUGCCCUU